This is a messenger RNA of Vombatus ursinus (common wombat), 1417 nucleotides long. Its product is annotated as NADH-cytochrome b5 reductase 2-like. Gene Ontology annotation, cellular component: mitochondrion. The coding region runs from base 101 to 1021 and encodes 306 amino acids. The transcript is spliced from 9 exons. Gene Ontology annotation, molecular function: oxidoreductase activity; FAD binding. The record is from RefSeq and is a predicted model, not a curated record. NCBI's taxonomy places the organism in Eukaryota, Metazoa, Chordata, Mammalia, Diprotodontia, Vombatidae.
GGCGGCUGCCCGAGUGCUCGGUCCCGGCGUUGAGUCUACCGCUCAGUCUGUCCACCUGUCUUUUGGUCGACCCAUCGGUGUGUCCCGAGCCGCUGCCGUCAUGGAGGCCUCGUCCGGCCUGGAUGCUUCACUUUUGAUUGCGGUUUUGGUAGUUGGUGCAUCAGUAUUACUACUGUCUUUAAAGAACAUAGGAUCCCCAAAGAAGAAAGACCUUAUCACUUUACUGGAUCCAAAUACAAAAUACCCACUGCCCCUGAUUGAUAAACAGGAAAUCAGCCAUGAUACCAAGAGGUUCCGGUUUGGACUUCCUACGUCAGAUCACAUUUUAGGACUCCCGAUAGGGCAACAUGUUUAUCUUUCUGCCAAAGUCAAUGGAAAUCUAGUGAUCCGGGCCUAUACUCCUGUUUCUAGUGAUGAAGUAAAAGGCUAUGUGGACCUUAUUAUUAAGGUUUAUUACAAAAACGUGCACCCUAAGUUUCCUGAGGGGGGAAAGAUGUCUCAGUACGUGGAUAACAUGAAGAUAGGGGACACCAUCGAUUUCCGAGGGCCAAACGGGCUCCUGAUUUAUAAUGGACCAGGUACGCUGGCAAUCAAACCGGAUAAGAAGAGUGAACCUAAGAUGAAGUUUGCCAAGAAUUUGGGAAUGAUUGCUGGUGGGACAGGAAUAACACCAAUGCUGCAGCUGAUUCGGCACAUUACCAAGAGUCCUGAAGAUGGUACCAAGUGCUCCCUAAUCUUUGCAAAUCAGACUGAGGAGGAUAUCCUUCUGAGAGCAGAGCUAGAAGAAGUGGUGAAGAAUCAUCCCAACCAGUUCAGUCUGUGGUACACUCUGGACAGGCCCCCUAAUGAUUGGAAAUAUAGCUCUGGAUUCAUUAAUGCAGACAUGAUCAAGGAUCAUCUCCCACCACCAGGAGAUGAUACCGUCAUUUUGAUGUGUGGUCCUCCUCCAAUGAUCCAGUUUGCCUGUCAGCCCAACCUGGAAAAACUGGGCUAUGCUCAAGACAAGACUUUUGCCUAUUAAAAAAUUCUUAUUAGCAAGUGUUGCUCGGUAUUUUUUGUAUUGAACUUCAGAAUGUCUUGUUCAAAUGAUUUUUUGAUCAUUUAGCCUAUUCUAAAAUAGCAUGGUUUUAAAAAUGUUAAAAUAAGUAGUUUUCUAAAUGAUCUUCUCUCAGAAUGAGUUGCAAAAUUUAAAAACACAUAUAAAACUUCCUGCUUUGUUAUCUUGUCUGAGAUUUCUGUGUGCUCUUUAAGUGUCUUGGUCAGGGACCAGGGCCUGAGAAGCUGUGCCCAAGAGAUUCAGUAGUACACUGGUCAUGUUAGAUCCAAAUGACAAGUGAUUGUAAUAGAUUUGCAGAACAGCAUUUGGCUUAACACUUUAGUGAAAUAAAAUUUGUGUAAAAUAAAAUUUAAAAUCUUG